AUGCUUCCCGGGCGGUGGAGGCGAGGGACGGAGCUCCGAGCCCUGUACGCCUACAGCUACGUGGGGUCGGAGGGGCAACCGGUGGCGCUGGCCGAGGGGGACCACUUCCACCUGCUGCGCAAGACCAACGCGGACUGGUGGCUGGUGCGGAGGCCGGGGGUGGCCCGGCCCGACCGCACGCUCUUCGUGCCCGCCGCCUACGUGGUGGAAGUGUCCGGGCCGGGCGCCCCGCCGCCCCGCCCUCAACGCUGCUCCCUGACCCCGGCUCACCUCGCCCGGUCCCCGCUCCAGCCCGAGGUGAUCCACCGAUCGCUGGAGGAGCUGGACCGGACUCCGUCCCGCGAGGCCUCCGCCCCCGGGGCUCGUGCAUCCCCCGGCCCCGGCCCCGGCCCCGGCCCCGGCCCCGGCUGUCCACUCCAGCCCUGGCCUCAGAACGAUGGACUGACCGCGCCUGGCUCCCACGGGGUGGUUCUCCCUCACCCCCACCCACCCGUGUCCCCGCCCGAGGUCUCCCCCACAUACCCACCUCCCCGCCUGUGGUCUCAGCCCAUCUCCUUGCUGCCCCAGCUCUCCCUCACUCCCACCCCACCCGUGUCCCCGCCCGAGCUCUCCCUCACUCCCACCCACACCGUGUCCCCCGCCCGAGGUCUCCCCCCACGUACCCGCCUCCCCCGCCUGAGGUCUCAGUCCAUCUCCCUGGUGCCCCAGGUCUCCCUCGCCCCCACUCACCCGUGUCCCCGCCUGAGGACUGGGUGUCGGGCUGUGGCAGCCCCCCGGCUGACUGUCUGUCCCGUCUGUCCGGCCGGCCGUCGGUCCGCCAUCUCCGGCCCCCAUGGCCCCGCCCAGGCCUCCGCCUUCCCCCGGUACUGUAACCUGGUAGAGCUGCACGGCGGCCCUCGCUCCCCGCCCCCCGGGCCCGCAGGCCCCGCCGAGUCCGUCCACCCGCCCCUGCAACGGCUGGGCAGCUGGGACCUGCUCCUGGAUCCCGCCUCGGCCCGCCCUUUUCUACGUCCCACUCGCAGACUGGACGGCGCACGUGGAAGCCUCCCCGGAAGGGCGCGGGACUCAGUAAGCCCCGGCUCCCCGGGAGCAGAGGAGGAGGAGGAGGAGGAGGAGGAAGGCAGAACUGGACCCCGGGGACGGGGAGUCCGUUCGGGGGACGUUUCAGAGAUCGAGGAUGCAUUUGAGGAUGCUCAGAGUCUCGGGGGGUGGGGGCCUCAAGCCUCCAUGGAAGAACCGCCAGCCCCCCGCCGAAGGGAGGCGGACGGCGCCGCCGCCCCCCCAGUCCGGCGUGGGGACCCCAACAAGGGCCGAUGCCCCACAGCUCCGCGGACUCGUCUACCCUUCAGGACUGGUCCUCAGCUCAGGUUCCCGUGGGCCUUUGCCCAGACUCCUCAGGUCAGCGACCCCCUUCCCCAGGUCCUGGACGACCCCCACCGUGAGACGGUGGAGAAGUCGGGAAGCCUCAACAAGACCAAGAUCGCUGAAGGGGGGCGCAAACUCAAGAAGAACUGGACGACGGCCUGGGUGGUCUUAGCGGGGAACAGUCUGGUCUUCUAUAGGGAUGCCCCGGCUUCCUCCCCAGCCCUGUGGGGCCCCGCCCGCAGCCGGCCGGAGAGCAGCGUGGAUUCUCAGAGGAGCCGCCUUGGGGGUCGGCCUGACACCCUGACCAGUCGCAGGAAUGUGCUGCACGUGAGGUGGCGGACGGUGCCGGGACACGAGUUCUGUUGCAGUCCCGAUAACGAGGCGGAGGUCCGAGACUGGAAAGUGGCCCUGCGAGCGGUCAUCACCCGGCUGGAGCGGGAAAACCCCGUAGAGCUACGGCUGUCCGGAGCGGGGCCGGCCGAGCUGAGCGGGGCUGAAGAGGACGACGAGCUGGAGCCGGGCCCGGAACGGCCCCCGGAGUGGCCGGGGGCGCGGAGCCGGGGGAGCUGGAGGGGCCCGGGCCGGAGUCAAGUCCGGAAUAAAUUGAAGCGACUCAUUGCCAAGAGACCGCCACUGCGGAGCCUGCAGGAGCGCGGCCUCCUCCGAGACCAGGUGUUUGGCUGCUCCCUGGAGGCGCUGUGCCAGCGGGAAGGGGGCACGGUGCCCAACUUCGUGCGGCUCUGCGUCGCCCGCCGUGGGACAAGAAGAGGCCUGGAUGUGGACGGGAUUUAUCGGGUGAGCGGGAACCUGGCGGUGAUCCAGAAACUGCGAUUCCUGGUGGACAGAGAGCGAGCGGUCACCUCGGACGGGCGCUACGUGUUCCCUGAAAAGGCGGGACAAGAGGGCCCGGUUUUGGACCUGGACCGUGACGAGUGGGAGGACAUCCACGUGGUGACGGGGGCCCUGAAGCUGUUCCUGCGGGAGCUGCCGCAGCCCCUGAUCCCCGGGGCCGCCUGCUGCCUGCCCUGCCGCGAAGCCCUCGGGUUACCAGGGGGGUGGAGAGGGGCGCGGAGCUUCGCAGCGGACCGCCUGGCCCAGCUCCGACAGGUCCUGGCCUCCAUGCCACCAACCAACAGGGAACGCUGGCGCUUCCUCCUGGAGCACCUGCCAGGGGUGGUCGUUCGAGCCCGGACCCAGAACCGUAUGACGCCCGCUGAAUCUGGGGGAUCGUAUUCGGGCAAGACGCUCCUGCGGCCGGAGCAGGAGGCCGCAGACCCCGCCGCCCACCGCGCCCUCUACCCCAGCCAGCUGGUCGAGCUGCUGCUGACGGACUUCGACAGCCUCUUCCCCGACCCCUGAACCGCAACAACUCGGGGCCCCCACCCCCCUCAUUCGCCCCGGGGGAGGAGGUGACCCCGGGAGGAGCGGGGUGACCCCCAAAUUGCUCACCUCUCAAUCCAUCAAUCGAUGAUAUUUAUUGAGCGCU
Molecule: messenger RNA, 2851 nt
Organism: Tachyglossus aculeatus (Australian echidna)
Lineage: Eukaryota; Metazoa; Chordata; Mammalia; Monotremata; Tachyglossidae
Gene: ARHGAP9
Product: Rho GTPase activating protein 9
Biological process (GO): regulation of GTPase activity; signal transduction
Cellular component (GO): cytoplasm
Molecular function (GO): protein binding
Source: RefSeq, a predicted model, not a curated record